CACUUCUUCCUCCUGAGCCACACACAGCUCCUUCAAGGCGCAGCAUCCUUCCCUUGACGCAGAUCUUUCAAAAGCCAUCUCUUGAUUCAUUGCAACGCGCUUCGCUCGGCGCUUCGCAGCCAAGAUGAUGUCGGCAGUGCGCUGUCGGCUGGCGCCCAUCGCCUCUUCCUCCCUCCCGGCCCUUGCAGCGACAUCCCGUCUGCCUCUGCUGAAAUCAACGCGUCUGUUCAGCACCAACACGACGCCCAAGGCCGUCACGUCCACAGUAGUGAUACAUGAACAGUAGUCGCAACUACACACCUCGCUGACCGAUUCCCAAACACACGUACGACUCUACUCUCUGCUGGCGACUGCAGGUGGAUGUGCUGGGCAACGUGCCGACGUUGGAGCUGCAGAAGCUGCUAGAGGGAGGCCAUUACCGCAGCGUGGUCAAUCUCUGCGGGCCCGAGGAAGAUUACAUCUCGCCUGCCAACCUGUGUACGUAAGAUUGAACAAGUGGUCGAUGCGAUGCUGCCCAGAACAUCAUUCUUAUGACGUUGGUCGGUCUUGUGUAUGUUUGCAGGCGAGAAGUACCGGCUCCGCUAUGCCUCGCUGCCCGUCGACUCGAACAAACUCUCAUUCGUAAGCCUGAUGGAUGAAUGACGUCUCGUCUGCCUGACACUUGGCUGGUUGGAUUGCUGCCUCUCUUCUGCUAUGCUGUGUGUGCCAGGGUCUGGGUGAGUCGCUGGUGUCUGCCCUGUCCACCAUGCCCCAUCCCCUGCUCGUCCAGUGCCAGUCGGCCUCACGCGCGUCGGCGGCCGCCCUCCUGCAUGUGGCCUCGUCGCCCCACGAGCAGCCCGAUGCCGGCUCUGGUGGCACGGCUGAGCUGUCGAUGAGCCCCGAGAGCAAGGGUACCUUCAUGAGCCCGACUAAGGCACUCAAGUUUGCGGAAGAGAAGGAGCUGCCAUUCCUGGGGAAACCGCCCCUCAAGCAGUGGGUGGAGGUGAGGGUUUAAACACAGCACAACAGACAGACACGGGGGAGGAAUGGGGAAUGAAUGCUGGCGUGUACACUUACUUAGGUCUGUGUGAUGUGGUGUGUGUCGUGUGUGGGUGUGGUGUGCAGCGGUAUCUGUGUGCGCGUCACGUGUCGCUGGGUCACGAGGACCCUAACCUGUUCUUCCGUCAGCUGUUCGAUCGCGAGAGCUGCACCUUCACCUACAUCCUUGCGGACCCCAGGACACGCGAAGGCAUCAUAAUAGAUCCCGUCCUAGAGCAUCUCGAGUGAGUCAGUCAGUCAGUCGAUGUGGAACACAGAGAGGGAUGGAUGGAUGGAUGGAUGGAUGUGUGUCUGCAUGUUUGUGGUUCCUUGGUGCAGCCGCGACUUGUCCCUGCUUGACGAGUACGGCAUCAUUCUCAAAUACGCACUCAACACACACGUGGUCCGCAACAGAGAGAAUGAUGACCCACACCCACAGUGACCCUUGGGGAUAGAACAUUGUUGAUGUGUGUCUUGAUGCUUGCAGCACGCCGACCACGUCACCUCCACUGGCUGCAUGAAGGCACGACUAGACGGUGGGUGCGUCAGGGGACCACAUCAUCUUUCCAUCUUUCCGUCUUUCCGUCCCUCGUCUGUGUCUGUGUAUGUGUUUGUGUUUGUGUUUGUGUUUGUGCAGGCUUCCGGAGCGUGUUGAGCUCUGGCUACUCGUCCGCCCGCGCUGACCUGCACGUGGACCACGACGCCAAGCUCUUCUUUGGCGACCGCUACGUGGUCGCUCGCAGCACCCCUGGCCACACACCGGGAUGCCUGACGUUUGUGCUGGACGACCACUCCAAGGCCUUCACGGGAGACGCACUCCUCAUCCGCGGCUGUGGCAGGACUGAUUUCCAGGUGGGUGCGUGUCCUCCAUCCAUCCAUCCAUUCGUCGAAAGCGAUCAAUGCGUUCCGUUCCUGUCUUGGGGUCUGUCUUUUGUCCAUCAGAGCGGUGACUCUGAGCUGCUGUAUCGGGCGAUAUGGACGCAGAUCUUCACGCUGCCCGAGAGCUGCCUCCUGUACCCGGGACACGACUAUCAGGUAUCACACACGCCGAACCACCAAAUGCGCACCAAUCAGUGCUGGUGCGAUGUAAUGUUUGUGUGUCCUGUGUCGUGUGUCCUGUGUCGUGUGUCCUGUGUGUGUGUGUGUGUGUAUAGGGUCGCGAGUGCAGCAGUGUGUGGGAGGAGAAGCGCUACAACCCCCGGCUGACGAAGUCGCUGCCCGAGUUCAAGGAGCUGAUGGCCAACCUGGGCCUGCCGCAGCCAAAGCUCAUCGAGGUGGCCGUGCCCGUCAACCUCGAGGACGGCAUGGCCAAGAUACCAUCGGGAGAGCUCAGAUGCUUCGUAAGUGUCAGCUUGCAAGGCCUACGUGACACUUAUAAUCAUCCAUGCAUGGUUGGAUGGCUUGGUGGCGCGUGUGUGUGUUUGCAGGGCUGCCAAGGCUGAUGGGCUGGAUAGGAUAUUGUGGCGACACGCGUGGGUGUGAAUGUGUGUGUGUGUGUGCUGCCCCGUGAGUAUUUUUCGUCCUCUAGGUGAUGAUGCCGGCGUGAUAUCCUGAAACGAGUCCUGCUCGAAAUGAUUUCUGUUCUGCCAUCCGUGCUGGGCGGUGCUGGCGUAUGGCGCCGGAGGGGGACAGUGAGUGCCAGGCCAGCCAGGAUUCGCCUGCUGCUCUCUGUUUCUCUCCAAAGCCAUACGCCGACAAAGUCCAGCAGCAGGGCGGGCAGAAGACAUGCGCACUAAGUGUUUGUUUGUUCUUGCCUGGUGAGCGAUUCUUCGUAGCACCAUCGCUCAUGGGACGCGAUAAUGCCCACCUAAUUUAUGUUUGAUCUGUGGGUGUGUGUACCUGCAAGAGAGCCAACAUCGAUUCCAGC
Messenger RNA from Vitrella brassicaformis, 2884 nucleotides. The record is from the annotation of a GenBank genome assembly. Lineage: Eukaryota; Vitrellaceae.